GUUAUCAGGCCGUCCCGUUGUUGUCUGCAGAGAUGAGAAUUGCUAUCCGCCAAGCUCUUCUACACUCAUCACGUACUGUACUCUCGAUAUGGCGAAGGAGAUAUACAUCAAAGACCAUGAGGCGAUGGGGGAAAAGGCCGAGAUGGCGCACGAGGAGGUCGUGCACUUGAUGGCAUUGACGGAGGAAGAGAAGAUCAUUGAAAAGAAGUUGCGUACGCGCAUCGAUACCCUGAUUAUGCCACUGGUGAUUCUGGUUUAUCUCAUGAACUACAUCGACCGGAAUAAUUAUGCAGCAGCCAAGCUACAAGGUCUAACAGAAGAUCUCCAUCUGACCGACGCGCAGUAUCAGACCGGUCUCUCCGUCCUUUUCGUUGGUUACAUCCUCAUGCAGGUCCCAUCGAACAUAUUACUAAACUACGUCGGCCGACCCUCCAUAUACCUGGGAUUUUUUGUAUGCGCAUGGGGCCUGGUUUCUGCAUUGACUAGCCAAGUCAAGAGCUAUGGAGCUAUGGUAGCAUGCCGCUUCAUCCUAGGAUUCGUUGAGGCACCAUUCUUUGCAGGCGUCUUGUUCUACUUGUCAAAAUGGUACACAAAAUCAGAGCUUGCACUUCGCAUGAGUAUCUUCUACGCCGGCUCUCUUCUUAGCGGUGCAUUUGGAAAUCUGAUCGCAGCCGGCAUCCUCAGUGGACUUGCAGGCCACAGAGGCAUAUCCGCUUGGCAGUGGCUGUAUAUCAUCGAGGGAGCCAUCACUUGCGCCAUCGGACUGGUGAUUUGCUUCAUACUACCGGACUUCCCAAACACAUGGCGCCUUCUCUCGCCGGAGAUGAAGCAAGUCGCCAACCGGCGUUUGGCGAUUGAAGCAGCUGAAGCCGAUGUGGACGAAGAGGGUGGAAUGACCCAGCUGCGUGGUAUCAAGUUGGCCUUGACGGACAUCAAAACCUACCUCUUGGCUCUUGCGUACAUGGGAAUUACAGGCGCUGCUGGAUUCCAAAACUAUUUCCCAACACUAACGUCAACAUUGGGAUAUAGCAAGAUUAUCUCUCUGCUGCUGGUUGCACCUCCAUAUGUGUUCAUGGUGUUCUACAGCAUGCUUCACUCACACCUAUCCGACAGAUAUUCCCACAGAUUCUGGUUCUUCAUCUACCCCAUCCCCGUCACUAUCGUCGGAUUUGUCGUUUUCAUGGCGACCUCCGGCUUCGGACCGCGAUAUUUCUCCUUCUUCCUCAUGAUCUUCGUCUUUGCGCAGAACGGCACUCUAUACUCCUGGAUUGCUAAUGCUAUCCCACGACCCCCUGCCAAGCGUGCGGCAGCGUACGCAUUCAUCAACUCAAUUGGCAAUUCUGCCAGUAUCUGGACACCGUACACAUAUCGCGAAUCCGAGGACCCAUACUAUUACACGGCGAUGGGAGUUUGUAUCGCAUUGCAAGUGCUUGCUCUAGUGUGUGCGAUUAUCCUACGCAUCAACCUGCAGAGACAGAACAAGCGGCUUGAGCGCCUGGAGGAUGAGGAUAUUACUCUUACGGAGAAGGAACUUCAGCGCCUACGCAAGACGGCGGAGAUCGAAGGCAUCGACGUUGCGGCAGCCAGGCGCCUGCAGAAAGGCUUCCGUUACACAUUGUAGUUAGAAACUCAUGAUAGUUUGAUGGGUUCAAUAGGAAUUUCAGGAAUUAUUUAAUAGUACUACUUACCUAGUGCCUCGGGCUUUUCCCGUCUAAAUCUGCUGUGCUGCCAGUCGUUCAGGA
Paecilomyces variotii is the source of this 1742-nucleotide messenger RNA. Its product is annotated as MFS transporter. Bases 89 to 1621 code for a protein of 510 amino acids. The record is from RefSeq and is a predicted model, not a curated record. Gene Ontology annotation, cellular component: membrane. Gene Ontology annotation, molecular function: transmembrane transporter activity. NCBI's taxonomy places the organism in Eukaryota, Fungi, Ascomycota, Eurotiomycetes, Eurotiales, Thermoascaceae. Gene Ontology annotation, biological process: transmembrane transport. The transcript has 3 exons.